UAUAGUUUUUACAGCUCACUUUUUAGGAUCUCAUUUUAGAUCUCCUUCAGGCUCUGUGCGAUGUUCUACUUAUCUUUUUUCUCUGAUAGCUGCUUGCACACUUUCAAAAAACUCCUUAAAAAGGUGUGCAGCACUUGAGUUUAUAUAUAUAUGUAUGUAUCGUUUCAAUAUGGGACCUAAUGGGGACUGACUCACUUUUGCAGCCAGCCUCAAGUGGACACUCAGGGAACUGCACUUUUUGUUUUUUUCCUUCUGUGUUUUCUUUAUUUUUGAACAUAAUAGGUCCUCUGUCUGCAGGUUAUUUGGACGCCCACGCUCUGGCUCUGGACUUCCUGUCUCUUGGCUUCAGGGAGUGUAUGACAGAGGUUUCCCGCUACCUGAGCGCCGUGGAGGGCCUGGACUCUGGCGACCCGCUACGCUCCCGCCUCCUCUCCCACCUCUCAUCCUGCGUCUCGCAACGAGAAGCCGCCGCCCUCACCAUGACCUCAUCACACCCCCACCUCCAGCAGCCGCCUCACCCUUUCCCUCACCCCUUCCACCACCACCACCACCACUGGGCCGCUGCAGUCGCAACUGCGGCUGCGUUUCGACCUGCCGCCGCCGCGCCGUACGGACUGAGCGGGCUCUCUGUUUCUCCUGAUGCUGGAGGAGGCGGAGCUCCCCUAUCACAGCGCUGCGUAGCCUCCUAUGCAGACUCCACCUCCUCCUCCCCUCCUCCUCGUCUCUGAUGCUGCCCUGCGCCCCCGGCUCCUCUCUCGGCCUCCCUCCUCUCUCUCUCUGCGUCCUUCCCCAUCGCCCUCCACUCAGCUUUCCCCCUUCUCCCCGCCUGCUCUUUCACCUCCUCCGCCACCGCCAGUCCUCCCAUCUCCUCCUCCUCCUCCUCCUCCUCCUCCUCCUCCUCACACACUCCUCUCAGCAGCGGUAAACCGUACAGGCCGUGGGGAACUGAGGUCGGAGCUUUCUGACACACACUAACUCCUGACAUUUUGACAAACUGACACCUUUAACAGCCUGGAAACACGUAAACCAGCACUGAACACGUUUCUUAUAAACACUUUUUGAUCUGGUAACGAGUUAACGUUUGAGCUGCUUGUGACUGUGACAGAUUUACAAUGUACUUCAUCCACUCAACUUUUAACAUCUUUAUCAUUAAACCUCCUGAAAGACUAAAAAUCAGAAUACCUGCUGAAGAGAUUUCUGUUUGUUUUGCACCCCAAACUUUUCCAUGUUGCUGCUCCUCCUAACCCUGAUAGGAACUUUAGAAGGAAGGAGCCACACAACAGUUUCAGUCUUUGUCUUGGAUCUUAUGUGCAACCACAACACAUAGAAUUUUCUACUUUUAAACAGAGGGAAGUCUGACGGCUCUUGCUGCCACCGCGUCCCGACCUCGGAUAAGUGGAAGAAAAAGAAUGGAUGGAUUUCACUGUGCAGCACUUUUAAAAACAAGGGUCAACAAAGUGCUCUAACACAUGAAGAUGCAAACAUAUGAACAAUGAAUAAGAACACAAACAAUAUCUGUAACCUAGGCAACAUGCACCCCUGAAAAUAUCCUGAUCAUUUCAGGAGGGCUGCUCCUCACUUCAACAUGUUUCCUUAAAGGUCACAUAUCCUCCUCCUCCUCUUCAGUGUAAAUAAGUCUCAGAG
Labrus bergylta (ballan wrasse) is the source of this 1644-nucleotide messenger RNA. NCBI's taxonomy places the organism in Eukaryota, Metazoa, Chordata, Actinopteri, Labriformes, Labridae. The record is from RefSeq and is a predicted model, not a curated record.